AAAGCAAGGAAGAAGCAGAAAAGUAGAGGGCAGAAAAAUAACAUUAUCAGUUUCAUAAUUAAUGUAUUAUUGUUCACAAAUAAAAUUUAAAUGUAUUUGCAAAUGUGAAAACUAAUUAAACAAACUCAAAUAAUUAUAAUUAAAACCACUUGUUCAAAUAAAAGAAAACACACGCACUGGAAUAUAAAAAUAAUAGAGGAGGAAAUAGCACGAAAAGUAUUUGCCAAUUGGUGUAUUAGCACAGGUGUGCCUGACUAUUCGCUUCAUUUUGUGUUUCGAUUGUAGUCAAUUUUGGUUUCGCUGAAGAGAAAGGUGGAGUUGUGUUUUUUUGGAAAAUUACUCCAUACAGCGAUCAUCCUUAAAACAUAAGACUGACUGGAAUUUGGUUGGUGGUGUAGGGAAAAAGCUUAUCCAAAUAAAUCUAAAAUUGACGGAUUCAUUAGCAGCAGGCAGGAAACAACAUUGUUUACAUAUUUUUUAUUAUUGUAACCGAAAAUGCGUUGGACAGUACACUUAGAUGGAGGACCACGUAGAGUAAAUCAUGCAGCAGUAUGUGUCGGUGAUUUCAUAUACUCCUUUGGUGGCUACUGCACAGGCGAUGAUUAUCGCUUCAAUGAGUCAAUAGAUGUACAUGUAUUGAAUACACAAACACUGCGUUGGGCUCUGUUGCCACAAAGACGUUGCGAAAAUGGAACUAUAUUAAAAUAUCCCGAAGUACCAUUCCAAAGAUAUGGCCACACUGCUGUUACAUACAAUGAUAAAAUCUACAUGUGGGGCGGACGAAAUGAUGAAACCCUUUGUAAUGUCUUGUAUUGUUUUGAUCCAAAAACACUUAGUUGGUCAAGACCACAAGUAACAGGUGCCAUACCGGGUUCAAGAGAUGGCCACUCAGCCUGUGUCAUCGAUAAUUGUAUGUAUAUAUUCGGUGGUUUUGUCGAAGAAAUACACGAAUUUUCAUGUGAUGUCCAUGCCUUAAACUUUGAUACAAUGGAAUGGCGCUACAUACAAACAUUUGGUGUGCCACCAUCAUUUCGGGACUUUCAUACCGCUGAGCACAUACACGGUAGAAUGUAUAUAUUUGGCGGACGUGGUGAUAAACACAGUCCGUAUCACAGUCAAGAGGAGAUGUAUUGUCCGGAAAUAGUGUAUUUAGAUCUAAAGACUAAAGUGUGGCAUCGACCGUCGACAACGGGAAAAGUACCGGUUGGUCGGAGAAGUCAUUCGAUGUUUAUUUAUAAUAAUUUAAUUUAUGUAUUUGGCGGCUAUAAUGGCUUAUUGGAUCAACAUUUCAAUGAUUUGUAUACGUUUGAUCCAAAAGCCAACUGCUGGAAUUUAGUUAAGCCCCAUGGCAAACCACCUACACCUCGACGACGACAAGUAGGAAUUGUUAAAGGUUCACGAUUGUUUUUAUUUGGUGGUACUAGUCCUUAUCCUCAUGAAACUGCUCAAGAACAAGCAUUUUUGAUAGACAAUAAUGACACGAACAUACUUGAUUUUGAGCCCAAUUUGAAAACGUUGGCAAUAUUAGCCGUUGUAGAAAAUCGCAUUGAUACCACCUGGUUACCGAGAGAAUUAAGACUAGAAAUAAAAGCCAUGACACAACCAAAUUCCAUAAGUCGACCCAUUAAUCAUGCUGGUUGAAGAGAUCUUGUAACAGGAUAACAGAUGAAGUAGCAGAAACAUAAUUCACAAAACACGAAACUAGAAACAUUUUUUUAGAAAAAAUCUGUUUCUUUUUUUAAAAUUUAAAGUCACUGUUGGAACGAAAAAAAAAACAAAUUGUUUACAAAUAGCGCAAUCAAAUUUUAAUUUUUUAACACACAUUAAUCUCAUUCCCUCCACCAUUACCCAUCUAUUGCUCCCUCGCCAGUAAGAUAUACAUCCACAAAUACGUACAUUUAUACAAAA
Lucilia cuprina (Australian sheep blowfly) is the source of this 1908-nucleotide messenger RNA. Its product is annotated as kelch domain-containing protein 3. The transcript has 6 exons. Bases 496 to 1641 code for a protein of 381 amino acids. Lineage: Eukaryota; Metazoa; Arthropoda; Insecta; Diptera; Calliphoridae. The record is from RefSeq and is a predicted model, not a curated record. Gene Ontology annotation, cellular component: cytoplasm. Gene Ontology annotation, molecular function: protein binding; chromatin binding.